GCCUGGGAGUGACAGCCACGCGCGCCUCGCGGGAGGAUCAGGGCCGAGUCUCUGAUUCGGGGGGGGAGCCAGAGACUCCGCCCCGCCGGCAGGACCUGGGUGCUCCUGCUCUCCCCUCGCGCGAGAGGAUCAAUCUCAGGCUAAGAAAUGGCAUUUCAAAAGGCACUGAAAGGGACUAUUCUUGUUGGAGGAGGUGCUCUUGCAAGUGUCCUAGGCCUCUCUCAGUUUGCUCAUUACAGAAGGAAACAAGUGAGCCUGGCCUAUGUGGAAGCAGCCGAGUGCCUUUCAGAACCUGUUAACAGGGAGCCUCCUUCCAGAGAAGCUCAGCUACUGACUUUGCAAAACACGGCGGAAUUUGAUAUCCUGGUCAUCGGAGGCGGAGCAACGGGAUGUGGCUGUGCGCUGGAUGCUGUCACCAGAGGACUAAAAACAGCCCUUGUAGAAAGAGAUGAUUUCUCAUCAGGGACCAGCAGCAGAAGCACUAAAUUGAUCCACGGUGGUGUGAGAUAUCUUCAGAAGGCUAUCAUGAAGUUGGAUAUUGAGCAGUAUAGGAUGGUAAAAGAAGCCCUUCACGAGCGUGCCAACCUACUAGAAAUUGCUCCCCAUUUAUCAGCUCCAUUGCCUAUAAUGCUGCCUGUUUACAAGUGGUGGCAGCUACCUUACUACUGGGUAGGCAUCAAGCUAUAUGAUCUGGUUGCAGGGAGCAAUUGCCUGAAAAGCAGUUAUGUCCUCAGCAAAUCGAGAGCCCUUGAACAUUUCCCAAUGCUCCAGAAGGACAAACUGGUUGGAGCAAUCGUCUAUUAUGACGGACAACACAACGACGCACGGAUGAACCUCGCCAUUGCCCUCACUGCUGCCAGGUACGGGGCUGCCACAGCCAAUUACAUGGAGGUGGUGAGCUUGCUCAAGAAGACAGACCCCCACACGGGGCAAGAGCGAGUGAGCGGAGCCCGGUGUAAGGACGUCCUCACAGGGCAGGAAUUUGAUGUGAGAGCCAAGUGCGUUAUCAACGCUACGGGACCUUUCACAGACACCGUGCGCAAAAUGGAUGAUAAGAACGCCGCAGCUAUCUGCCAGCCGAGCGCCGGGGUCCACAUUGUGAUGCCUGGUUAUUACAGCCCAGAGAGCAUGGGACUUCUUGACCCAGCAACCAGUGAUGGGCGAGUCAUUUUCUUCUUACCCUGGCAAAAGAUGACUAUAGCUGGCACUACCGACACGCCAACUGAUAUCACACACCAUCCCAUCCCUUCGGAAGAAGAUAUCAAUUUCAUUUUGAAUGAAGUGCGUAACUACCUGAGUUGUGAUGUUGAAGUGAGAAGAGGCGAUGUCCUGGCAGCAUGGAGUGGCAUCCGUCCCCUCGUUACAGACCCCAAGUCUGCAGAUACUCAGUCUAUCUCCCGAAAUCAUGUUGUGGACAUCAGCGAGAGUGGCCUCAUCACUAUAGCAGGUGGAAAGUGGACAACAUACCGCUCUAUGGCAGAAGAUACCAUAAAUGCUGCUAUCAAGACUCACAAUUUGAAAGCAGGGCCAAGCAGAACGGUCGGGCUCUACCUUCAAGGAGGCAAAGAUUGGAGCCCCACCCUCUACAUUCGGCUUGUCCAGGACUAUGGGCUUGAAAGUGAGGUGGCACAGCAUCUUGCCGCCACCUACGGGGACAAGGCUUUUGAGGUGGCUAAAAUGGCAAGUGUAACCGGAAAAAGGUGGCCUAUAGUCGGAGUGCGUCUUGUGUCAGAAUUUCCAUACAUUGAAGCAGAGGUGAAGUACGGGAUUAAGGAGUACGCCUGCACGGCAGUGGAUAUGAUCUCACGGCGGACUCGCCUGGCCUUCCUCAAUGUCCAGGCAGCAGAGGAAGCCCUACCCAGGAUUGUUGAGCUGAUGGGCAGAGAACUGAAUUGGGAUGAUUAUAAAAAAGAGGAGGAACUUGAAACAGCCAGGAAGUUUCUGUAUUAUGAAAUGGGCUAUAAAUCUCGAUCAGAACAGUUAACAGAUCGCUCUGAAAUUAGUCUACUGCCUUCAGAUAUCGACAGGUACAAGAAGAGAUUUCACAAGUUUGACGCAGACCAAAAGGGCUUUAUUACUAUUGUUGAUGUUCAGCGUGUGUUAGAGAGUAUCAACGUCCAAAUGGAUGAAAAUACACUACAUGAAAUUCUGAAUGAAGUCGAUUUAAACAAAAACGGACAGGUUGAACUCAAUGAGUUUUUGCAGCUGAUGAGUGCUAUUCAGAAAGGAAGGGUGUCUGGAAGCCGGCUUGCUAUCCUAAUGAAAACUGCAGAAGAGAACCUCGAUAGAAGAGUCCCCAUUCCGGUGGACCGAAGUUGUGGAGGAUUGUGAGUCUGGGCAGUAAAUCCACAGCCAACAAACACGGGAGCGAAAAACCAUCACGUAAAACCAGAGAUGACUUACACCACUCCAAAAUAGUGGAUAUGGAUAGCUGCAUUUUUUAACACUGGGAAACAUUCCAAAGCUUUAGGACGUUGAUGUGUACCCUUUAUUUGUAUUUGCCAUUCAAUCUAGCUUCUAAAGAGUGCACGUUGUCUUUUUUUUCAUUUUCAUUGCACACGGAUUUCAUGUUUUGCAUCCGUUUUGUAACCUGUUAGACCGGACAUUCUCCCUUUUUUGUUUGUCUAUUCAUUUAUUCUGAAUCACUCCUAGAGGCAGAAUAUGUUGGCAGAAAUUGAAAAAAAAAAAGCUGGGGAAAAUUUUUCUGAUGUGCACGAAGUUCUGGACGUAAAGCACGUUGGGUAGUAUUUGUUCCUAAAAGAAACUGAGCAGGGAGUGACCUAUUGAAAUGAUAGUGUUUUGGGAAACCGCUCAGCUCCUCCUUCCUGGAGACCACCUGCCUUCCUCAUCUGAACAGUACCGUGCAGUUUUACAUCUAGAGUAUGCUUAGCAGAACCGGAGAGGGGAGACAAAGUUUAGAUCUGGUUACGGGAGCAGGACUCAAAGAGGAACUCUGGAAGCUGCCAGAAUCACAGGUGUGAGAUAAGGAUAGCGCUGACAUUUGCCGGGAGUGACGGUGACAGUUUCAUGUCAGCAAUUCGUUUUUUUCCCCAGUCACUGCUGGGUUUUCUUUGACUCUUAUAGCUGCCAGCAAGAUCCUUGCUUUUCUUAUUUUAAAACCAGCAUUUAAGUGGCAAGUUGGAUGUAGUGGGAUGAGACUAAAUUUCUCAACUCUUUACAGCGGUGACCAAGUUAGAGAUUAAAAAUCUGCACUUGUACUUCCACGUAUGACAGCACCGUGUUCAGUCCCCAAAUCCUAGGCUGUGGAACAUGGGCUGUUGUCAAACAUGGCCAAGUUUGCUUAGUUUAUUGCAUCAUUUGGGGGGAGUAAUUUUAAACAGAGAGUAAAAAAGGAUAGAAAUAACCUUUAGUUAACAUUAAUUAUAAUUAUUUGUAAAAAGGCAACACUGCAAUAUUCAAAGUCAUUUUGGUUGCUUAAAGCCUUUCUCUUUCAGUACGCAAUGGAAAAGUUCUCAAUCAAAAAGAAAAAGAAAAGGAAUAAAACCACGCACACAGACACACACAUACCCCGCCCCCACCAUGCACACAGAGAGACACAAAACAAAAACAAAAACAAAUCUGCAUUGAUUUUAACAAAUAAUGCGUUGAAUUUAAAGGGCCAAUUUGGUAUGCUUUUGCAAUGCUUCAGUAGCAUUUUAACCAAUCAUUUGAGUAUUUAUCCUCUGGUGAAGUUAACGAUCUGCUUUGUUACUUCCUAAAAUCAGGUUUGUAUACAAUAGGGAAUAUAACCCUUUAUUUAAUGGCAGGCUUUAAUUGCAGACUUGAGGUCUUAGUUUUUUAAACUGGUACACAAAACACUUUUGUGCUGUGAUUUCUGUCAACGUUGUAGAAAACCUUUAUGCCUCAUUCAAGUCAGAUAUGAGCCUGGAAGUCGUAAUACACUGAACUCCCGCCCCACUUCAAAACAUUCACUUAUUUUUAAAUGAAGUCUAGACUGGCCACUUCCUCAAGUAAAACCCAAAACGGAGCAAGGGAUGCUCCCAGGUAUCACUGUGAUGUGUGGGUUUUUAUACUACCUUAAAAAAAAUCAUGAUGGGAGCCGGUGGCUUUGUAACACAGUGGUUUUUACCAACACAAUACACUUCCCUGUUUAGAACCUGCUGACACUUGAUAGAAAAGCUGUCCUUUAAAACACCGCCGACGAUGUACCACAAUACAGUACAUUUGUGCUCUCUCUCUUUCUCUCUUUCUAGUUAGAUCAAGAUAGCGAUGACUUGUGCCCUCCCUGAAUCCAAUACAGUAGGGACCGGCUCUCUAGCCUGACUGACCUGGGCAGAGCUGUAUCUGAAAAACAGGCCUGGUGUGUGCACGCUUUGCUAUGAGUGAAGUUCCUUUAAGGACAAAGAAAAGCGCACUUUGCUUCCUUUGAGCAUAUCUGCUUUUGCUUAAAAUCUGCUAGUUCUCAAACAUACGCUCCUUCACCAAUCCCAGAGACGCGUCUUGGAAGUGAACUGGUUCCAAGUCUUUACUGUGAAUAAAGCCCCCCCCCCCCCGCAUUUUUGUGUCGGUUCUUAAUUAAACCUGUGUAGCGUCUUUACCUGAUUUCAGAAAAGAGGGAAAGAAAUAGAGAAAUAAGCCCCGUCAAAACCUAUUCCGAGCACAAAAGAAUUUUCCUUUUCUUUUUGUGCAGACGGGAUAUUAGAUGAUUUUGUUGGGGCGGGGAUGGGGUGUGCAGAGACGGUCUUUAUCAGGUGGUUUAUUUCAGCCUUUAAGGGGAUUCAGGUGAAGGAACUUCCGUCUGUGGUGGAGAGCUCGAUGCUCCUGUAAGUAGCCCCAUUCCACAGUCGGAACAAUAGUGUUAAUGCUGGAUUAUCUCUUAAGUCAAGGUUGUCUGCCUCAUAUCCAUCAUGCUGUUUGCGAUAUUCUCGCUUUCAAUCAAUUUAUACUACGUGUAACUUUAGGAUUCCAACCACUAAAUGCAUGCUCCCUGUUCUGCUUUAGUUUCUAGCUUUGUUUGGUCUUUUCCAAAAUAUGUAGCUUGCUCUUUCGUACAACAAUGAGAAUUUCGUUGAUUUUUUUACUAAACAUCCUGUAAGGAUAAUCAUUGAUCUUAUGUCCUUUUUUAUGUACUCGUAAAGAUUUUUGGCAUAUGAAUGUAAUAAUAUGGAAAUCAGUGAAUGACGCUGUAACUUGCACCGUCUCGAAUUAUGUCAACCCCUUUCAGGGAAUGAAAAAGCCCUACUGUCAAGUGUAAGCCCAUUGCUGGACUGGGCAUGCGCUCUGCAUGUUUUCGUAUGUGGCAUUUUCAUGUAUUGUGUUGGGUCAUUGUUCUAGAUUGGACUGUUAAAUACUGUGUUUGAGGCUGGGUUGUCAUUUUUAUAACUGUCUGGGUGUUUUAUCGCCAUUAUUUAUUACUUUUGAUAUACAGAAGGAGCUGCAUGCAUUUAUAGAGCAAUAAGAGGAUGUAUUUAAUGUGCCUUGUUUUUAACCGAAUAAGAACUGAAAGCAUGAAUCAAUAAAACUGAUUAAAAUGGUC
Suricata suricatta (meerkat) is the source of this 5497-nucleotide messenger RNA. It is a transcript of the gene GPD2, whose product is annotated as glycerol-3-phosphate dehydrogenase 2. Gene Ontology annotation, biological process: glycerol-3-phosphate metabolic process. Gene Ontology annotation, cellular component: mitochondrion; glycerol-3-phosphate dehydrogenase (FAD) complex. The record is from RefSeq and is a predicted model, not a curated record. Gene Ontology annotation, molecular function: calcium ion binding; glycerol-3-phosphate dehydrogenase (quinone) activity. NCBI's taxonomy places the organism in Eukaryota, Metazoa, Chordata, Mammalia, Carnivora, Herpestidae. Bases 148 to 2331 code for a protein of 727 amino acids. The transcript is spliced from 17 exons.